This is a messenger RNA of Lactuca sativa (garden lettuce), 720 nucleotides long. The record is from RefSeq and is a predicted model, not a curated record. NCBI's taxonomy places the organism in Eukaryota, Viridiplantae, Streptophyta, Magnoliopsida, Asterales, Asteraceae.
AUGGAACAACCAUCGGGAUUUGCUGAUCCUCAUUUCCCAAAUCAUGUGUGUCACCUCAAAAAGACCCUCUAUGGGUUAAACCGUGAAGGCAUUUCACUCCUUGUGAUUAAACAACAAUCCCACGUCCUAUACUUAUUAGUGUAUGUUGAUGAUAUAACUCUUACUGGCAAUGAUCUUACUCUCAUUCGUAAGUUUAUCAAUAAACUUCAUGUUGAAUUUGCUAUCAAGGAUCUUGGGCAGCUCAAUUACUUCUUAGGACUUGAAGUUUCCUAUAUGGAACAUGGAGAUGGUAUAUUCCUUUCUCAAGCUAAAUACGCCUAUGACAUACCUACUCACGCUCAAAUGCUUAAUGUCAAACCUGUCUCUACUCCCUUGUCCACCACUGAUUAUCUUAUGUCUCAAGGAUCUCCUUAUUCUGACCCUACAUUGUAUAGGUCUCUUGUUGGUGCCUUACAAUACUUAACCAUCACUCGUCCUGAUCUUUCUUAUGUUGUGAAUCAGGUAAGUCAAUUUAUUCAUGCUCUUACCAUUGACCUCUAUCAAGUUGUCAAGCGGAUCUUAAAUUACGUCAAAGGCACUCUCGUUUAUGGCAUUCAUUUCAAUUCUCCGCCUGAAUCUUCUUUAAUUGGAUAUUCCGAUGCUGACUGGGCCAGAUGUAUUAAGGCACGUCACUCCACUUAUGGAUACUCUAUCUUUCUUCGUGGCAAUUUAGUCUCCUAG